Molecule: messenger RNA, 5640 nt
Organism: Bombyx mori (domestic silkworm)
Lineage: Eukaryota; Metazoa; Arthropoda; Insecta; Lepidoptera; Bombycidae
Product: SUZ domain-containing protein 1
Exons: 3
Coding region: 33-665 (210 amino acids)
Source: RefSeq, a predicted model, not a curated record
UUUUCAAAUUAUCUUGAUUGCCAUAUUGAAAAAUGUACAUAAAACAAGGAAGAAUGAAGAAUCUAUGGUUGUCAGUCAACAUGGCGGCCCAGGAUGAAGUUGACGUAUGUGAAAGUUGGGAAGAUAUGGAUGAAAUUAUUGGUCUGGAACAGAAUAUCAGGUUAAACAGUGAGAGUCCCACAGAAAACCCGCCAGCUAUUUCUCUAAGGGAUUGCAAGGUUACUGUUGAAGAGAACGCGUGUAUCGGAUCGCAGUGCAUGAUGCCGGAGCCUGCUAUUCGCAUACUAAAAAGGCCAUCAUCUUCUGGCAGUGGGCAGUUAAACGGAGAGAAUCGUGCCCGACCGGUCAAAACUCUAGAGCAGAGGCAAAAGGAGUAUGAACAGGCUCGUCUCAGGAUCCUAGGCGAGGCUCGGAGUCCUGAAGAUAUUAUUGAUGAUAAACUCACCAGGCUACAAGACAAAUUACAAGCAAAUAAUCUUAAUGACAGUCAAUCAAAUAAUAAGAAAAAUGGUGAAAACGCUAAAAGUAAAGAACGUAAAGUGUUAUCUCGGCUUCCACCUGGAGCUACCCCAGCUGGAGUAUUUCCAUCUCCACCUCCACGAGGAGUGCUUGUUAUCCGUACCCCUCGUGGCCCUGAUGGCACCAAAGGUUUUCUAAAAAGGUAGCAAUACUUAAGUAAUGUUAUUAUUAGUUUCCAACUUUGACAUAAAAUAUUUCGAGUAAGUACUUGUUUGCGAUUUGUUUGAUUUCAUGUUUAGAAUAUGAGUAUACAAGUACAAUACUAAAGUUAGUGGUGUUCCAGACUGCAGUCACCUACAGUGAUGGUCCGUGCUUAGCUGCAGAGUUUUAGCUAUUAAUACAGACUGUUAUAUAGUAAAAAAUUUAUGGCACUACCCUAUCAUGUAUAAUUCUUAUAAAGGUAGAUAGACACUUGGCAGUAUCAUCAGCUUCGCUGACAGCUUAGAGCAAAUAUCUGUUUAGGACCAUCAAAUGGGUAUAUAUAUAUAUAUACUCAUCUGCCUACAAAGGCAAUAAAAAUAAAUCUGUUUCAUUUUUGAACCUAUAAAGCAUUUCAUUAAAAAAAUCGUGCUGGAACCAUAUUUAACAAGGUUACACAAUACGCCACUCUGACUUAUUUGGACCCUAACUUCUAAAGUGCACUUUGAACGUGUUUGAAUUUAAUCUGAUAUUUGAAUAUGAUGCAGAUGAUGAUAUAUAAAUGGUACAGUCAAUUGACUUAAUGUAUUCUAUUUUAUUUACAUGAGAAUAUUGACAGUUUUUAUAGCUUAAGGUAGGCAUUUUAAGACUUCUGUUUGCAACCUGAUAUUAUCAGGAAUAUUGCAUUGCCAACAUAAUCUUGAGCAUUUUUAUAUUUAAAUGUCAUUUAAAUAUAUUUAAAGUAUAUACAAAAAAGUUUAACGGGGAUAUAACACUGCAAUUUAAAAAAGAAAUAUGUGCACUUAUAUUUGAAACUAAUUGGAAUUUCAAAUUUAAAUCGCAGACUGUAUUCGUAAUAGAUUGAAGAGUGCUCAGUUGUGGGAACAAAAUUAUUUAUUGUAGUGAAACAUUUUAGGAUACUUAAGUGUAUUGAGAUUGGAACUGUACAAAAAUAUUAAGGUAUAAAAGAUAUUAUAUAAAAUUUAAUGCAACGACUUGUUCAUGUCACUUUCUCAGAAUGUUUGAAUUUAAUUUACAUGUACAUUAGAGCUUGGACCAAGAUUUGAGUUCAGAGUAUCAAAAGCUAAGUAAAGCUUAAUAAUAUUCAAACAUAUUUCAGUUAUUUAGUUAAUGAUCUCAUUAAUUGAGAUAAUGAAUAAUAUGAGAUAAUUGAGAUAAUGAUAAGAAAGAAUAUAGAAUAAUCUCGAUUAUUCAAUAAUUUUCUCAACAAAGCUCAUGUAGUUUGGUAAUUUAUUUAUGAAUACAUUAUUAAAUUAGUGCCAAACUAAUAAUAAUCGUAAGGUCUUCCAUAUGAAACCAGCAAUGCCUUUUUAAUAUUGUGAUCAUUUUCAAAUCAUAAAAUCAAUGCUAUUUAAACAAAAUGCCGAUGGUUGUCGAAAGUGCCUUAGAUGAGUAGUUAAGUGGAAACAUGAGAAAGUGACGUUUAUAGUUCAUGUAAAAUUCUAAAAAAUAAUUACUGUAGUCCACAAAAGCAAUGAAAUAUUUUUAUCAAGAUUAUUAUAUACCAUGCUAACGCUUUUUAAUUCACUAUCUGACUCAUCAUAGAUUAGACAAAAAGGAUACCAAAACGUGUGAUGAUUGAAAUCCAAAAUGAUUGAGAUUUGUCUAUGGUUUUUUGCCAUAGACGUUCUAGAGGUAAUCCUAGAUAAACUGAAUAAACCCUCAUACAAAAAAAUGUAUACCAUUAAAAAUUCAUGUUAUAGUUGCAUAGAUGCUUGCGAUUUUCUAAAUGUAUAUUAUAGUUAAGUUUUUAUUAACCUGUUGUGUGUCUUAAUUGUGUACAUAAAACUAAAUAUUUUUAUAACGUUAGUUUUAUAAUGAUCUUGUAAUAUUUGUAUUAAAGAUGAAUCCAGUCAGGACCUUAAUCCAUAAAGUGGGUUCGAUGUAAAUUUAAUACCUCAUCCGCUUUUUCUAAUAGCGGCUAGAGUAGUACUCUCACUCAUGGUGACCUGCCUAUUGUACAUGCAUGGUCUAGAAAGCUUCUGACGUGCAAACCGUCCUUAAUUAAAUGGAUCUUUCAAUUAUGGAACAAUCUGUGCUCGAGACUGACCAUUCUGAUACAUAGUAUAAUCAUUAUGGGAUCAAUGACAUUUUUUAUGGAUGCAACUCGCCCGCUGUAUUAUAUUUAAAUUCAAAUAUAAAGUUGUAAAUACACUGUAAGAGCAUCAUAAUUCAAUAAAUUGUUAUUAAACAUUAUAUUCAAGGAUUGUUUUAUGUCAAUAGAUUCACUCGCUAAGCUACGAAACGUUGAUUGAAAUAUCUGAUACAAAUAUUACACGAGUUAUACUUUUAAGGAAUGACUGAGACGGAAUGUUAUGAAAUGUCUAGUAAAAGUUUAUAUUGAAUUUUGACUUAAGUGCAUUUCAUUUUAUGUUUUAAUUCGCAUUUCAAUGGAAAUUGCCGAAUGAAGGUCGUGAAUAAAAUGUAUUCUAUAAUUAAAGUACAUUUAUUAAACAUUUUAUAAUUGGCGACUACAUAUACUUUAUAGUUUUCGUAUUUAUUGAAUAUUGUAAAACCCUAAAGAUGUUUUUAAUUGCGUUAACACACGGGAACUCCAUCGCAUUGAAGUACCUACUAGUUAAAUUUUUCUCACAAUUCUCAGGACAGGCCAUUUAUCUUUAUUUCGGAUUAUUUAGGUCUCGUUUGAGUGUGGAUCUUGGGCCUUACACGACUGCCUGUAGUCUUUUGAUUAACAGAAUGUGUUGUGGCUUACUUUAUUGUGAUGGAUGGAUCGCGGCUGGUUUUGAGACCGCUGGUUAAGGACACACGGGCGAAUUCGAGGGUUCAACUAUGAAGGGAUUGGGUAGGAAGGGAUUUGCUAAGCUAGUGCCCGAGAACCCACAGGUGAAGCCUAUCAGUUCAAGGGCAGCUGGGAGUGUAUAUACCAUUGGGUCAGAAUCGCAACCCGCUUAGAAAAUUCGGCGCAAAACUCAACGGUAUGAUUCCAUGGGCUAAGUUUUACGUCGAAUCCUAGCGUGUUCGAUAAUUAAGUCAAGGUUUAUGUGAAGAGUAAGUGUGUUCAAUGGGAUACAUGCCCGAGAUGAGAGCUUUCAGCUAAUUUGUUCAUAGUCUAAAAUUAACUGCAGACGACUUGAAUCCAGAUACAGAAUUAUUACGUCGGCAUCACCUUAAUUAAUCGCUAUUUGUCUGACACUUUUUCAUAAAGAGCGUACCCGUUAUAUCUAUACUACAGUAGUUAUGUCCUUUUUUAAAUUUACUACGACUCUGAAGACACUCGUUGACCCUUGGUAGGGCUUAUCCUGACUGGAGAUGCCGCACCCUACCCAGUCUCGAAUAUUGUUGCGAUUUAGUCCUCUGUAUGAUUGAAUUGCGCAGCCUGUCAUAGGGUAAGGGCACAAUAGUUUAGGGACUAACCGCUUCAAAGUUCAAGCCUUUUUUAUUGCCCACUCAUCCGCUUAUUCCCCCUGGAAUCGCUGUGAUUCUCGAUCCAUUAGAGGGUAGUAUGGUUAUUCGCACUUUUCUAUGUUAGUGUCUGAUGAUUUCUUCUGAAGAAUUACCUUAAUUAAUGCUGUUAUGGGCGUGAAGAACAGAUCUGCUGUUCGGCAGAUCUGCUGCUGCUGCUAUCGGCAAAAUAUGUUCAUAACACGAGAUAUGAUCUCUCGCGACUUUCCGUGUCACAUCGGUCGUAAUUACGCCUUAGUUCGGUUUUAUUAAGUUAGAUAAAUAUUAAUAGAGAAAGAGUGUUUUAAAUUGAAAAAAAAAAAAAACAUGUAGCUGUCGCCGCUACUUCAGUCCACUGAGUUUUAUUAGCUUUUGCUAGAUUUUAAAAUUUGACUCGCCACGAAUUCAACAAUUACUUUAAUUCUCUUGUUGAUUGAUUAUAGUAUAAAAUUACUUUCAUUGCGUAUAAUUAUAAAACGAACCAUUUAUUAUAUUCAACUUAAUAUGCGCUUUUAUAAAGUUUAUUUAACAACGCAUCACCAUAAAAGACGUCAUUAUUUUUGAGACAGCAAUGGAAUACGAUACGACAUUUUGUCUCGGCUUCUUGACAGUCUGGGUGUGAUUGCAAAAUCUUAGACCGUGAAUUUGCGUAGCACGAUUAUGUUAAUGGCUAAAUUAAAUGCGCCUUCCAAUAAUAGGCUUGUACGUUUUACUAUCAUGCUGAAAGUUAUCGAGGUAAAAAUACAUUGUCGUUAGGAUGCUCUAAAAUCUUCUAUACUUAAAUAAGUCAGCCAAUUUUCUUAAUUUUUUUUGAAAUAGCUAUUGUCGAGCUUUACGUAAAAACAAAAAAUGUAAAAGCUGUUUGUUGUUGAAGAAUAAAUGUUAGCAACAACUCAAAAGGAAUCGAAGUUUUGCCAGAGAUUAUGGUUGGAUUUCGGCCCCAGAGAUAACACUGGGUAUCAUUAAAGCAUCUUUAAUGAUACCAAGCAUAUAAAGCAUCUUUAAUGAUACCAAGAUACUUGACCGAUUGCCUUGUAGUUUCAGUGCAGUAUAGUUGCCGAACUACAAGUCAUUGAGGUUCGAGUUAAUGAUAAAAUAUACGACCGUGACUGAAUUUAGUCUAGGGAAAUGUUGAAUCGUCUCGCAUUGAGGUCGUAAUGUCUUGAUACAUAUUUAGGAUUUUCUGCAUUUAGUUCGGAUUCAUUAAAAAUUAAUUAUAGAUAUUGAUUUAAGUUGUAUUACGAAACUGCGAGCACAAGUAUAAAGCUUUAGAAGAAAAUUCUGACGAUUCAAAGUUUUGGCUCAAUGUAAAUAUUCAUUUUCGAUAAGUUAGGCAAACGAAUGGAGGUUUAGAAGUAUCGUGUGGUUCGCCAAUAAAAUUAGUCUUAAUUGUAAAAUGUCUCAUUGAGAACUUCAAUCAAAACGGCCUUAAUUUAGUGUCAUACUACUAUAUGUGUGCAUGCAUAUUAUCGACUCUAUUAGUCUAAGUAAUACGUAUUUUUUAGUAUUUAAAAUUACAUAUAUAUAUUUUAAUGGAAAUUAUUAAACUUUUGUUAAAAA